This is a messenger RNA of Pogoniulus pusillus (Red-fronted tinkerbird), 2197 nucleotides long. RefSeq names its product hydroxyacyl-CoA dehydrogenase trifunctional multienzyme complex subunit beta (gene HADHB). The coding region runs from base 181 to 1602 and encodes 473 amino acids. Lineage: Eukaryota; Metazoa; Chordata; Aves; Piciformes; Lybiidae. Gene Ontology annotation, cellular component: mitochondrion. The record is from RefSeq and is a predicted model, not a curated record. Gene Ontology annotation, molecular function: acyltransferase activity, transferring groups other than amino-acyl groups. Gene Ontology annotation, biological process: fatty acid beta-oxidation. The transcript has 16 exons.
CGUGAAGCGCCCGAGGCUGCCGAUAGCUCGCACCGCGGCCGCCAUCUUGCGAGGUCGAAUGAGGGAGAGGCCAGCCGGAGGGCAGGGCUUAGCCGCUUCAGCCCUGCCGGCGCGGACCCGCCCUAGGCUGCCCGGGGCUCUGCCUGUUCGCUCCACGCUCUCCGCUCUCUAGAUAUCAAAAUGAGUUCCAUGCUGGGCCAUGCUGUCAGGAAUUUCCCUGCCUCCUCAGGAUGGGCUGCCAGGGUCUUUGCUCAAUCAUUCAGCUGCUCGUCGCAGUUACAAGCUGCAGUCCAACCCAAGAGUAAGAAGACCUUAGCCAAGAGUGGUGUGAAGAAUAUCGUUGUGGUGGAGGGAGUCCGUACCCCCUUCUUGCAGUCUGGCACCUCGUAUGCAGAUCUUAUGCCACACGACUUGGCAAGAGCAGCACUGCAGGGGUUACUGAACCGGACCAGUGUCCCACGGGAUGUUGUGGAUUACAUCGUGUAUGGCACAGUUAUCCAGGAGGUGAAAACCAGCAAUGUUGCUCGAGAGGCUGCCUUGGGAGCAGGUUUCUCUGACAAAACUCCAGCCCACACGGUCACUAUGGCUUGCAUUUCUUCAAACCAGGCUAUGACCACAGGUGUGGGCAUGAUUGCAGCUGGGCAGUGCGACGUUGUGGUGGCAGGGGGUGUGGAGCUAAUGUCUGACGUCCCCAUUCGACACAGCAGGAAGAUGAGGAAGACCAUGCUGACCCUCAACCGAGCCAAGACCUUGGGCCAGAGGCUCUCCUUGAUUUCCAGAAUCCGCCCUGACUACUUUGUUCCUGAGCUCCCAGCUGUGGCAGAGUUCUCCACCAGCGAGACCAUGGGGCACUCUGCUGAUCGUUUGGCCGCUGCCUUCGCCGUUUCUCGUUUGGAGCAGGACGAGUAUGCCCUCCGCUCACACACCCUGGCCAAGAAAGCUCAGGAUGGAGGCUUGCUGCUUGAUGUGGUACCCUUCAAAGUGCCAGGCAAAGAUACAGUCACCAAAGACAACGGCAUCCGUCCUUCCUCCAUGGAGCAGAUGGGCAAGCUGAAGCCAGCUUUUGUCAAGCCUUAUGGAACUGUCACAGCAGCCAACUCCUCCUUCCUGACAGACGGCGCUUCGGCGGUUCUGCUCAUGUCUGAGGAGAAGGCUCUAGCCAUGGGCUACAAACCAAAGGCCUACCUAAGGGACUUUGUGUAUGUGUCUCAGGAUCCAAAGGACCAGCUGCUACUGGGCCCAACCUAUGCUACUCCCAAAGUUCUAGAGAAGGCUGGUCUAACCAUGGCUGAUAUCGACGUGUUUGAGUUCCACGAAGCCUUUGCUGGGCAGAUCUUGGCUAACCUGAAAGCAAUGGAUUCAGACUGGUUUGCACAAAACUACAUGGGCAGAAAGUCCAAGGUUGGAGCCCCUCCUCUGGAGAAGUUCAAUAACUGGGGGGGCUCCCUGUCACUGGGACAUCCCUUUGGUGCCACAGGCUGCCGUCUGGUGAUCACUGCUGCCCACCGACUGAAGAAGGAGGGGGGACAGUAUGGGCUGGUUGCUGCCUGUGCUGCAGGAGGGCAGGGCCAUGCCAUGUUAGUGGAGCUCUACCCUCAGUGAGAGGACAAGCAACUGCUGAGGAGCUGCUUCAUCCUCCGUGCCCCUGGCAAUGCUAUUUCAAUGCACUAAUGAGAACACAACAAUCCUUCUUGGAAAGGAUUUUUGGUGGCCUUUGUUUAAAAAAACACCCAACCUUUUAUCUGCUCAGUUGGUAAUUUUCAACUAACAAGCAUGCUACAAGGAAUAACCCACUUCCAGGAGAGAAGAAACAAAUUCUGAUGGCUUUUAGUCUCUUCAAUUUCCAGGAGAGGAAGAAAAAACCUUAAAUCUGCUUCUUAGUCUCUUCAGGAUCCUUGUCUCCAGAGAUUUGAUUUCUGCUGUCACUCUUGAACAAGGAAGAUUUUUCUCUCCCUGAAGAGGAAAACUUAUUCCAAAGAGAAUGAACUCUGGAGAUAAGGAGAAUGUAACGUGCUGGAGGUUGGUGGGGAUGAGUUAAAGUGGCCUUGAGGGGAGUAACAUCUUGUCUCAGGAGGAUUCAAAUGGAGUUGGCUGAUGUGGUUUGUAAGGAGGGAGUCCAAACAGCAUUGGACUUGGUGAAUUGUUCCUGAUAAAUGCUUGUCACUGAGGUUAACAACAAUAAACUGGUGGAAUGAAA